UUGUCGAAUGUAAUGUAGUAGGAGAGUGCUUUCUUCAUGAAUGACGGUGAAGGUCUUCGUAUAUAAGCAACAAAUCUGAUCUACUAUUGUCAGUACGGCUCUUCUUUAAGAUUAUAAAUUACUUUAUAUAAACAUAGUGAAAUGACGUUGACUAUUUUUUUAGUAUUGACGGUCGCGGCCGUGGUAAAGGCCUCUCACUUUGAAUUUGACAGUCACGCUCUUGAUCAGUUACAUAUUCACCCAAAGCUCAUCUCGCAGUCAGUUCAAUUAAAAGAAGUGCCAACAAAAAUUAUCAAAAUCACCAAAACGAUUGCAAUCAGAGUUCCUGUUCCUUACCCUGUUCAGAUUCCUCAUCAUAUUCCAGUUCCAGUUCCAGUGGCAAAACCUGUUGCAGUUCCAGUUCCUCAAAUAGUAAAAAUUCCUCAUCAUGUUCCGGUUGAAGUUCAAAAACCUUAUCCAGUUGAAGUACAUCAACAAGUGCCUUUACUUGUCUCGAAACCAAUAGCAAUUCCUCAUCCAGUUCCGGUUCCGCACCCUGUAACUAUUAAUAAACCCGUCUAUUAUCCUGUCCCUCAUCCAGUGCCUUAUCAUCAUCAAUCUGGCGAAUUAUCUCACAAUGAUUAUAGUGACAGUAAUGGAGGAGCUAAUCACAACUACUUAUCAAGAUCUUUUCAUCGUGAUCAUCUGAAAGAUUCAGCCAACGAGGGAGAUGAAUCUAAUGCGCAAACAUUUCAAGUUUCGCAAUCUGAUUUAGAGCAGGAAAAAAAUUAUGGUACUGAACGGGAAUUUUCAUCGGGAAGCCAAAAUUAUAAUCAAACGCCACAAGAUUUUUCUAAAGUAUCGAAAUCUGGUAAUUCUGCUUCUGAACAAGAUUAUUCGUCAUCGAGUCAAAAUUAUAAUGGCAAAAAUUAUAGUGAACAAUAUUAGGUAAUGAAUUAUUUUGUUUAGGUUUCUUUUUAAUUCUUUUUUAGAAAAAAAGGGAAUAGAGUAAUUUUUAGUACUUUUGUGGUAAAAAACGGGGAUCGCAAUUUGACUUCUUUUUAAAACUAAUUCUCUUUUUUAAAACUUUUUUCCCUUUUUUUGUCCCCUUGCAUUAAAAUCCUCCUAAAAACACCUUUUGCAAACUUUGUUUGAAGUAAAUUUUACAAAUUUUUACAGAUAUUUACUUCGGAUAUUUUAAAAUAAAAGCUGACAUCUAACAAAAAUUUUGAUUUAAAACUUAGAAAAAUUGCAGACUAGGGAAAAAGUUAAA
This is a messenger RNA of Leptopilina heterotoma, 1252 nucleotides long. Its product is annotated as E3 ubiquitin-protein ligase RNF12-B-like. The coding region runs from base 142 to 927 and encodes 261 amino acids. The transcript is spliced from 3 exons. The record is from RefSeq and is a predicted model, not a curated record. Lineage: Eukaryota; Metazoa; Arthropoda; Insecta; Hymenoptera; Figitidae.